AUGAGUGGACAAUCAGAAAAAAACAAUUCCACUCAAGACAGACACGCAGGUCCAAGUUCUCCUGAGAAAAACUGUCAAAUCGGACAGAAGCAACUGCAACAGAUAGAGCGGCAGUUAAAAUGCUUGGCAUUUCAGAACCCUGGACCACAGGUAGCGGAUUUUAAUCCUGAAACGAGGCAGCAGAAAAAAAAAGCACGAAUGUCAAAGAUGAAUGAGUAUUUUUCUGUAAAAUGCAAAGUUAUGAAGAAGUAUGACAAGAGCGGUAGGCUCCUCUGCAAUGAUGCUGACCUGUGCGAUUGCCUGGAGAAGAACUGCCUGGGCUGCUUCUACCCCUGCCCCAAGUGUAACUCCACCAAGUGUGGCCCCGAGUGCCGCUGCAACCGCCGCUGGGUCUACGACGCCAUCGUCACCGAGUCUGGGGAGGUCAUCAGCACGCCGCCGUUCAACAUUCCCGACUAGGUGCUGGCCCACGAGGGCUCAUCUGUUUCGUCUUUGAAUCGAAGCCAGUCUCUUGUCUCUUGGGUGUAUUUUAGGGCUUGGGGGAAAUGUUCUAAAAAAGCAUACCUAAGGCUCAUGUUCUCCAAAGCCAUAGAACAAUGUGGGAGCGUCCAUCCUUCUCUAACCUUCCCACUGUGACUUCUUGCAUUCCUCCCGCUUUAACCUGAGAGAGUGCCUGUGGAUGCUUCUCAGCACAACACCUCCAUCUCUGCUCUCAGAUUUAAAAAUGGA
Messenger RNA from Phacochoerus africanus (Common warthog), 729 nucleotides. It is a transcript of the gene ARL14EPL, whose product is annotated as ADP ribosylation factor like GTPase 14 effector protein like. The transcript has 3 exons. The record is from RefSeq and is a predicted model, not a curated record. Lineage: Eukaryota; Metazoa; Chordata; Mammalia; Artiodactyla; Suidae. The coding region runs from base 1 to 459 and encodes 152 amino acids.